This is a messenger RNA of Erigeron canadensis, 621 nucleotides long. Its product is annotated as 60S ribosomal protein L35-2. The coding region runs from base 100 to 471 and encodes 123 amino acids. Gene Ontology annotation, biological process: maturation of LSU-rRNA from tricistronic rRNA transcript (SSU-rRNA, 5.8S rRNA, LSU-rRNA); translation. The transcript has 4 exons. NCBI's taxonomy places the organism in Eukaryota, Viridiplantae, Streptophyta, Magnoliopsida, Asterales, Asteraceae. Gene Ontology annotation, cellular component: ribosome; cytosolic large ribosomal subunit. Gene Ontology annotation, molecular function: structural constituent of ribosome; mRNA binding. The record is from RefSeq and is a predicted model, not a curated record.
UCCCAAACCCUAAUUUCCUUUCAUUUUAUACAGCAACUAGGUUUUCAGAGGCAGCCUCCCUCCUUCCAUUUGCACUCGGAUUUCACUUAAGCUAAUCAAAUGGCAAGAAUCAAGGUGCACGAGCUAAGAAGCAAAACAAAGGCAGAUUUGUUCGCUCAAUUGAAGGACUUGAAAGCUGAACUUGCCCUUCUUCGUGUUGCUAAGGUCACUGGUGGGGCCCCCAACAAACUCUCCAAGAUUAAGGUGGUGAGGACAUCGAUUGCCCAGGUGCUGACUGUGAUUUCACAGACUCAAAAGUCUGCUCUUAGGGAAGCUUACAAGAACAAGAAAUACCUUCCUCUUGAUCUGCGUCCCAAGAAAACCAGAGCCAUUCGCAGACGUCUUACCAAGCAUCAGGCUUCGUUGAAGACAGAGCGUGAGAAGAAGAAAGAGAAGUACUUCCCACUGAGGAAGUAUGCAAUCAAGGCAUAGGUAAUUGAGAAGGAUAUUUAGUUUCAAUUUUGAGUUUGGACUAUGUGUAAGAUCUUAUGAAAAGCUUGUUUGAUUCGAAAUAUUGGAUCUUGUUUUGAAAUGUUGAAGGUUGUUUAUGUUAUGCAUUCUGCACUUUGAUUAGAUACCAAA